Thrips palmi is the source of this 14585-nucleotide messenger RNA. RefSeq names its product ubiquitin carboxyl-terminal hydrolase puf (gene puf). The record is from RefSeq and is a predicted model, not a curated record. The transcript has 44 exons. Lineage: Eukaryota; Metazoa; Arthropoda; Insecta; Thysanoptera; Thripidae. Gene Ontology annotation, molecular function: cysteine-type endopeptidase activity; cysteine-type deubiquitinase activity. Gene Ontology annotation, cellular component: cytosol; nucleus. Gene Ontology annotation, biological process: protein deubiquitination. Bases 145 to 11412 code for a protein of 3755 amino acids.
AGUUUAUUGAAUGAAUAGGAAAUAAUAUGGCUGCCUAUCCUUCUUUCAUGUAGCCGACAAGUUUCCACCUUAAAGAUGACCAAAGCCAAUGAUUUUGCAAAAUACACAUGCAUCUGAGUUAUGUAUUCGCUCCGUCGAUGAAUUAUGAAAAUGUGUGAUAUCUGUGCGGAUUUCUUGGAGCUUCUCCAAACUUAUGAGGAAAAGAUUGCAAAUGAAAAUGAAGAAAGGCCAUUUUUACAGAAGAGUGAACUGGAAGUGGUGCUACAAUAUGUACAGUCAUGGACUCAGAGGCAGUGCAUGUGCUGCUUCCGUGAAGCUAAAAACUACGAGAGGUUUGGUGCCAUCACUCAAAGUAUUGUCCUUAUGGCCAUAAAACAACUGCGGGACUUAAAAGAUGAUUUGUCUCUAAAGCUGAAAGCUGAUAAGUCUUCUGAAACACCUGAAAAGAAGCAAGAUGUAUCAGAUGCUGCAGAGAAAUCUGAAGAUAAAAAAGUAGAAGAUAAUUCUCUCUUAACUUCAGAGCGGUCCAUACCAGUUGUAAAUGGUGAAAAGAGUGCAGAGGGUACUACUGAUGUAAAGAAAGAUCAGGUAGACCAAAAUUACUCUGGCUCAGACAAGAUACCAUCUUCCUGCAACCCUCAAUCUAAUCCUCAAGAGAAGACUGACACCUCUAGUAAGACUGACAAUUUGAAGCCUGUAGUAAAUGAAGACCAAAACAAAUUAAAUGUCCAAGAAAAAUGGAGUUUUGAAGAAAUAGAAAAACUGCUGAACUUUGUUUCAAAGGUGUUUUUGUUAAAUUUUCCUCUUUAUGUAGUUUACAAGCACAGCUUGCAGGCCAAGCUGGAGGAGGUCAGCACUCAGGAAAUGAACUCAAUAACAGUUUUCUGCGACCUUCAUGACACUGAAAUCCCGCUCCAUUUAUUCCGCAAUGUUUGUGUCUUCUGUCGAGCUGGUGGCAUGCUUGCCAUGACGCAGCUCUUUGAGCAAGUUGAAGGCAUGCAGUUGCUUCCAGUAUCCAUUUCUCAUGCUCUGAUUGCAAUUGUAUGCAAUUUAAAGUUGUGGCUCAAUUUUCGCUCUGUAGUGCAACUGUUUGUUCCUUUGCGUGCAAAAGUCAUGCGAUAUAUGUGCAGUCUAUCUGACAAGGAGCUGCGGCUGCCUAGUAUUCGCACCAUGGCAGAUUUUAUGUGGAGUGCAGUGAAGGAUCCAAUGGAUUCUCCUGUUACAUUUGAUGUUGAUGGCCUCAACUUAGCAUUUAAGUAUUUCACUAGCCCUACCCUGACCAUGCGCCUGUCAGGUAUUGCACAAAUAAAUAGUCAUAUAACUUUAUUUAAUGAGGUGUGCAACAACGAAAAUAUAAUUGAGAUUGAAAAUGUGGGACAGAAAUUGUCUGAGUGGUUGAUAGAAAAUCAAAUAAUUGCUCAUAUCUUUGGGCCCAAUUUGCAUGUGGAAGUGAUUAAGCAGAGCCAUAUGAUUUUAACUUUUCUUGCAAUGGAAUGUCGCAUUACGAAUGAACACAUUGACAUUAUUUGGCAAGCUGCUCAGUUAAAACAUUGUAGCCGUCAAGUACAUGAUCUUCUACCACCACUCAUCAAGCAUUUGGAAGUUGGUCCAGUGUUGCACCUGUACUCAUUGCUCUGUCGUUUAGAGCCAAAAGAGCACAGUGAACAGAGUCUGUACUUAGCAUCUGCCCUUAUAAAAUUUAUUUGGUCCAGUAGCACUGGCACAAACCCACUCCAUGGCACAUCUCAUGUGGGCCACUUACAUGGUCAUAAUCACGGUCAUGUCCAUGGGCUCCUGUCAACCGAUGGUGUAGUUGGUAGUGCAGCUGGACUCCUUGGACUUGGUGGGCUCACAGACCUUAGUAAAGUGCCCAUGCCUGGUUUGGAUUGCCGUGUUGUGUCAUCACCUUUCAGUAGCUGUGACAAUAGUGCCAGUAUGGAACCCUCAAAUUCGGAUGAUGAUCAGGGGGAAAGUUCUGCACAGAGUGAUGGACACAAAAGUCAAAGUGAAACAAGUGAUGGUCCAUCACCUUGUAAACAACCACGCAAGCAUAGGAAGCAUGUGAGACACCGUCACAGCACGGGCAAUGGUGAAGAUUCUUCUGAUGACAGUCUAAAGAUUGAAGAUUUGGAUGAGGAUGAAGAAGAAGAAGAGGAGGAGGAGGAUGAGGAUCAUUCCACUGCUGUGGUUUCUCCCAAAGCAAUGUCCCAUGCACCAAAGCCUGUUGAUCUGUCAGAAAAAACAAAAUUAAUUGGGAAAAAUGAUCUUGAGGGGAAAGAAUUAAGGGCUGAAAUUAGUGAUAGAACAUCAGCAAAAAUGGACAAAGAUCCUGAAGAAUCUACUUUAACCAAUAAACUUAACAGAGUAGGAAAAUGUAGCGACAAUGACAUGGAUGCUGAUGUAGAAGAUGAAGUAGUGCCUGGAACCACACAUGGAACCAAUAAGAGGAAAAGAAUAGUUUAUCCUGGAAGGAAGCGCCCGCGAAAAGCAAUUUCAGGCAAAACUCGUAAUGUUGAAAAGAUGAAAUCUGACAAAGGCAUGGAAGUGAUGAUGUGCUAUGAAGAUGAGCUGGAUGAAGAGGAUGAUGAAGAAACUGGCACCGAUGCUGAUGAUGACUGCAGUAAUAUGAGUACUUCUAUGAGAGAGUCUCCUGCAGAAGCUACCACACCUGAAAAGAGUGCAAAAGCACUUGACUUAAUAAGACAACACAUGGGCCAUGACCACCAUCCAGACGCUUCUCUGACGCAGGGUGCAGUCAUGACUGAGUUAGCAAGCCUUGUAGAGGGAAGUCAAUACACAUCUCCUCAUGAAAUCCAUGAGUGUCGCCCUUUCAUAAAAUCAUUUCCACAGCGGCUCCUGGCUGGAUGCUUGCCCACCUGGCACUUUUCUGCUAGAAGACUUGACAUGAUGGAUGAUCUGCUUAGCGAACCAGAGGGAAGCUACUCGUCCCGGAUGAGCACCAAGUCGGAGAAAAACCUGGCUGACUUCGAAGGGGAAGAAUCCAACUGUGAUGAAGAGCUGGCUCAACUAGCUGCAAGAGCCCAUCAACUUUCACAGAUGGGCAUGCAGUGCUUCAAUCAACAUUCUCCUAAGCUUUGCAACCGAUUGGGAAUCCGUGAAGGUGCACGAGACCAGCGUCUCCGCUCUCAAUUUGAUAUGGAAUGUGUUUGCAAGCCUGGCAGUACUUUGCUGUGGGAUCUUCUUCAAGAUGAUAAAAUUGGUCAACUAGGGGAAGGUCUUGCCAUUGAGGCAGAGAAAGCCCUCUCCAACCUCUUGUGUUUUAACACUGAAAGGCUAAUUCGCAUGAAAUUCAUUGAAGGAUGUCUACAGAAUAUAGCCAAUAACUGGUCUGUGGUGGUUUCUCUACGGAUGCUACCUAAGUUGUUAACAUCCUUUCAACAUGUGAGGAACAUGGACACACACCAAGUCGCCAUGUGGGCUGAACAAGAGCACAGCAUGAUGGAACAUUUCUUUGCCAACCUUGAACACUAUACAAAUCAGUGCAAUAAGGAGGGUCUCUCAGAGUCACUUUAUUCGCACCAAGUUCAGAUCCAAGUUAGGCUCCAAUUCCUCACUUCCCUAUUCUCACCUCAUGGUUCACCUAUGGCAUUUAGGUUAACUGUCAACCAGCUUGAUGUUCUCUGGAAAUGUUUGGCAACUGAUGAACAUUGCUCUGAUGAGCUCUUUGCAUGGCUAUUGAGGCAAUCAAAAAGUAAAGACUUACAUGCUCUAAGCACGGAGUCACUCAAGCAUUUGUAUUUGCAUAAGCUUCCCUCUUUGCCACCAGAUACGAUAAGUAUGACCGCUCUUAGUUUAUACCAGCAACUGUGCAACAUGGCACGUGUAGCCGCUCAACAUUUUGAUUCUGAACCAAUUGGCAUGGAGUACCUGUGGAAGAUAGCUCUUCGAGCCAACAACACUGAUGUUAGCAUGGCUGCCAUCCAGUACUUAAAUUGUUAUUACAUGGGAAGACAACUUGAACAAGAAUGUGAAUUUGUUUCUCAAUGCAUGGCUCACUUAGUAGCAGCCACAGCUGAUUUGGCUACUGCUGAGGAAGCAAGCCUUCUUUGCAUUCAAAGAGCUCUGUUGCUUUUAAAGACACAUCUCGAGACAUUCAGAAAACGGUAUGCUUACCAUUUGAGGCGCUGGGCUUUGGAAGGCAGAGGAGUUGGCAGUCACGUCCAACUUUUGAGUGGUGAACGCGGCUGUCAGACCAUAAAAGUGGUCAUACAACCGGCUGGUGUGGCUGAAAAAGUGACAUUAGAACUCCUCUCCAGUGAUUAUAUUGCAGAUUUACGUGCAGAAGUUGCCAAGUGGUGGGAAUCUGUUCAACCAUCCCCUGCAUUGGGUACAUUGUUAUCUGAAGGGCCUUUGCGCAUGAUCACUCAAGGUCAAGAACUAAUUACGGACUUUGAUGAGAAGACUCUUCAAGAAAUGGGCUUCAAGGACAUGCAGAUGGUCUUCAUCUCAAUGGGUGCCUCUAGGCCGCAGAAGAAGAGAGAUUCUAUUGAUUCACCAUCAGUUCUGCCACCUCCACCUAGGGAAUGCUUACCCACAUUGUUACUACUUCAACCUCAGUACUUUGAGCACCUCUUCACGCUCAUGCAGACAUUAAGCAGCAUGAAGACGUCUGACAAAGGAGGGAAACAGAUUCCUCAUACUAAGGCUCAGGUGCUUUCCAGAAGAGUAUGGGAUAUUCUCACUCUGCUUCCAACCAGUCCAACUCUCAUGAGAGGUUUUGAGUCAUUGGGGGAGCUUGUUGAUGAUGGGAAGAAUGGAGAGUCAGGAGAGCGACCAUCACUAGAAACAUUGCUUGAUCCAAGCAGCCCACAGAAACUCAUGUAUUCAUUGUAUAUUGUUGAGAGCUUAAGCAGAUCCAGUGGUUCCAUUUCAAGUGCUAAGAACAACGUGAAACUCAGUGAAGGCGAGAAUGAAGCACCUACUUGUGUCAAUGGAAAAGGAUCUUCGAGUCGCUCCUGGAGUCAGGUGUAUGUGAAGCAUGGAGGACUUCGUCACCUUUUUGACAUCUUUAUGUCCGGUGUUCUGCAGCGGUCAGGUGGUGACGGUAGUGAAUGGCAGCAGGACUGUCUGGCAUGUCUUCUCAAGUUAUUGUGCCAUCUAGGAAUGGCACACCCCGAGGAAAAUGAGAGGGAGCGUUCCUUUGAGUCACAAUCAGACUCGAAGGAAACAGUGAGAGGCACAAAGAAGCAACGAAGGAUGAGGAAGAGCAGUGCAGAAAAGUUAGUAGUGCCCAAACUAAAUGAUACCAUGCUUCAAAUGAUGAAGGUUGAUGUGGUUAUGCCACAACUUACCACCAUUUUGCACGAGGCAUCAUUACCAAGAGAUCCAAACCAUUACAAAACUGGUUUUUGGGGCCGAGCUCAAGUUGUGCAUUAUGCCAUGGCUUUGCUGGUAUCUUGGGUUCAUUCGGAGGAUGGAGCCAGGCAAGCACUCUUUCAACAGCCUUACUUUGCUUCUUGGCUCCAGAGAUUGGUCCUGGAGGAUCCAGAGCCUGCUGUGAGAAGAGAAGUGUGCACUGCUCUGUACAGACUCUGCCUUGGAUCUCCAGGGAGUCACAGUAGCAGUUCAUCAGCGCCUACUAUCAGUGCUCCAAUGCUAGCCCAGCUGUUGCAAUUCCUACCGAUUGCUGAAUGCAUGCGCCCACCAAGAAUGGAGAACCAUCCAGAAGAUGGGAAGGAGCCUUAUGGACCAGCUUGCAGGGAUUACUUUUGGCUUAUGUGCCGCCUUGUGGACAGUCUUCCUGAAGAGUUUGUUCGAGAAAGUAUUGACGAUCCCAAUAAUUGUAUUUUUGGAAUUGAUGGUCUUGCAAGACAGUUAGUGCUGGCUGUACUUCGAAGAGACUUCCUUGAAACCCGACAUAACACAAUAGAAGAUGAUGGCUUGGUUGGUCUUUUGAACCUUGCAACUGUAACAUUCAAGCACCGACCUCCUUUGGCUUCCAGCAAGGAAGGACAAGAGUUUUUAUCAGAGGUCUUUGAAUUUCUCUUUGCCCUACCCAAUCCAAAGAAGAGGCACUUUCCGAAAUGCAAAUCCCAAACUUCACGCUCAGCAGCUUAUGACCUUUUAGUUGAGCUUGUUAGGGGCUCUCCAGAAAACUACCAUAUACUUCAUGAGAAACUUCUUGAACAGCACAAACCAGGUCCUCACUCACCAUAUCCCUGGGACUAUUGGCCCCAUGAAGACGGUCGGUCAGACUGUGGCUAUGUAGGUCUUACUAAUCUUGGAGCAACUUGUUAUAUGGCUUCAUGCAUGCAGCAUCUCUAUAUGAUGCCCCAAGCUCGUACAUCCAUCUUGGAAGCCUUGCCAACUAAUAGCAAGCAUGAGCAAACGCUUCGUGAGCUACAAAGAAUGUUUGCGUACUUGUUGGAAAGUGAAAGGAAAGCUUACAAUCCACGCAGCUUCUGUAAGGUGUAUACCAUGGACCACCAACCACUUAAUACUGGAGAGCAAAAGGAUAUGGCAGAAUUUUUCAUUGACCUAGUUUCCAAACUGGAAGAGAUGACACCAGAACUUAAAAAAUUAGUCAAAUCUCUUUUUGGUGGUGUAAUCAGCAAUAAUGUUGUAUCUUUGGAUUGUGAUCAUGUCAGUCGCACUGUUGAGGAGUUCUACACCGUUAGGUGUCAGGUUGCUGAUAUGCGCAACCUUUAUGAAUCUCUUGAUGAGGUUACUGUGAAAGACACUUUAGAAGGUGACAAUAUGUACACCUGUUCUCAGUGUGGGAAGAAAGUUCGUGCUGAGAAAAGGGCGUGCUUUAAGAAACUUCCUCAUAUUAUGUGUUUCAAUACCAUGAGGUACACAUUUAACAUGGUUACAAUGCUGAAAGAAAAAGUAAACACCCACUUCUCUUUUCCUAUGAGAUUAGAUAUGUCUGGCUAUGUUGAACAGAAAUUAAUGCCACACCGCUACCAAGAAGAAAAAAAGAAAGCCAAGCAGCAGAAAAUGGAGCAGGCGCUUGGUGACGGCCAGCAGGCUGAGAACUGUGACCAAACCAAUAAGGCUGAAAACUGUGAUUCAGAGAAUGAAGAAUUCAGGGAAAGAUAUGAUUAUGAUCUCAUUGGAGUUACUGUGCACACUGGAACUGCAGAUGGCGGCCACUAUUACAGUUUCAUCAGAGACCGUACAACACCUAACAAGGACAAGUGGUUCUUCUUCAAUGAUGCAGAAGUGAAGCCAUUUGAUCCAAACCAACUUGCCUCAGAAUGUUUUGGAGGAGAAAUGACGAGCAAGACCUAUGAUUCAGUCACAGACAAAUUCAUGGACUUCAGCUUUGAGAAGACAAACAGUGCAUACAUGUUAUUUUAUGAGAGAUGUAGUUUGCCUGAGGCGGAGCGUCGUUUCUCCAAAGAAAGUGAUGUAGAUGCUCCGGAAACAUCAUCACAAGCCAAUCAAAGUCCACCUCCUGCUUCAAAUUCUUGUGAUGCAAUGGCAUCAUUUGAACUCAACAAAGAACUAGAAGACUGGAUAUGGCAAGAUAACAUGCAUUUCCUAAGAGAUAAAAACAUUUUUGAGCACAAUUACUUCAAUUUUAUGUGGCAGAUUUGUGGUUAUAUCCCUCAAACUCUGAUCAGUCUGCAGUCAGAUAUUACAGAAAUGGCAGCCCAACUUUCCACAACCUUUUUCUUAGAAACAUUUAUACAUGCCAAAGAAAAGCCUACAAUGGUGCAGUGGGUAGAACUUUUAACCAAGCAGUUCAAUGCAUCCCAAGCAGCUUGCGAGUGGUUUUUGGAGCAUGUAGCUCAUAAUGAUUGGUGGCCAGUUCAGAUUCUCAUAAAGUGUCCCAACCAAAUGGUUCGUCAAAUGUUUCAGAGGCUUAGUAUACAUGUUAUUUCACAGCUUAGGUCGAGUCAUGCUCCUCUGUACUUGAAAAUGGAUUCUGAUGAUGAUGGGUCUGAAGAAAUGGACCCAGACAAAAUUGGGUAUUUGUCUUGUGUCACUAAAUUCAUUCGUAUGUUGCUGUCGCUAAUGGAACAUGGUGCCAAGACGCAUCUGAAGCACUUGACUGAGUACUUUGCCUUAUUUUUGGAGUUCAGUAAAAUGGGUGAAGAAGAAUGCCAGUUUUUAAUAUCUGUUCAUGCAAUUUCUACUAUGGUCAAUUUUUAUCUUGGACAGAAAAGUCAUGAAUAUGUGGAGGUUGUAAGUGAAGAAGAAGAUGAUGAGGAUGUAACUCCCUUGCCUACCGACAAAUAUAAACCUGCAUCUUUAGAAAAGAUGAUAACUCUUGUUGCUACACUAGUUGAAAAGUCUCGUGGCUUAGACCGGAAUCUGCAGUUGUCAACUCUUGACUUCAAUGCUUUUGCUGGAGGAAAAGGAUUUCCAUUCUUAUAUCAGCAAAUCAAAGAUUGUAUAAACCUUCAACAAACACGCAAUCUUAUCCAUUCAUUAUGCCGAUGGAAUGAACGUCUUGCUCAACACAUAGUGGGAAUGAUCUUCCAAGCCAUCAUGAAGCAUUCAGAGAUAUGCCAGCCGUUCUUCAAAAUUUUAACUUUGUUAGUGGAAACUAAUGGCACUCCUACUGGCCUCCCUUGCUUCUCUCAGCUAGUGCUGGCACGCAUUUGGGAUGUUGCCGAAUAUUGCCCUCAGGCAACUUUAGAGUGGUUAUCUGCACAAGUACCUCGUAACAAACUUGUUCACAAUUGGGUCCUUCAAGGAUUAGAUACUUGGGUGGAACAUUUUCUAAUUGGGCACAACAACCAACGAGUUCGCUCUGCCGCUGCAUAUUUGUUGGCAUCAUUGGUGCCUAAUCAAACAUUCCGACAAGGCUUCCGCACGGCUCGCCCCAUGCCAAGUCAAUACAAAGAGAUACUGAAUUCCCCUGAAGCUUUGUCGGUACUACAUAAAGUAUUGGGAGUUCUGUUCCGUCUUCUCAAACCUGCUCGGCACUAUGCUGACUGUCAAACCCAUGGAACAAACAAAUUGACUGCAUAUUUCACUCUGUUCUCCUAUUGUUGUGUUUCAAAUGAUGAAAAGCUUAUGCUGCAACCAUAUUUCAUGGAUCUGUGGAACCUUUUCCAUCCCAAAUUAUCAGAACCUGCUGUCCCCAUUCACCACAACAAACAGGCUUUGUUGCUUUUCUGGCAUCAUGUUUCUGAAGGUUGCCCUAAAAAUGUUGAGUCCAUCUUAAACAAUGCUUCAAUCUUAAAAAAUAUAGCCUUCAACUAUAUACUAGCGGACCAUGAGGAUCAAGAAGUGGUUCUGUUCAAUCGGACCAUGUUGCCAGCUUACUAUGGCCUAUUGAAGCUCUGCUGCCUACAAUCUCGCUCUUUCACACGCCAGUUGGCAGCACAUCAAAAUGUCAACUGGGCGUUAAAGAAUAUUACCCCUCAUCCCACACAAUAUACCUUGGCGGUUGAAGAAUUAUUCAAAUUAAUGGAGCUGUUUGUGAUGAAGCAUUCAGACAGUACAGAGCAAGAUAUUCAUGAAAUUAAUACAUUCCGUAAACAUACCAUCCAACUCUACUUGCAGAUUCUAGAUGGGCGCUCAAUGUGGGCAACAUUAAUUCAAGCCUAUAAGAUACUAGUUGAAAAUGAUGAGGAUCGAUUAACUAUAUUACACCACAAUAAUGGACUUCAGAUGUUCUUUGAGGCAUUCCACACAUUGCAUGUGAUGUACCAUGAGGCGACAGCUUGCCAUGUGUCAGGUGAUCUUUUGGAAUUGAUGACGGCUCUUCUUGAACUCCUUAAAUGUCUUCAACUGUCUCGAGACCAAAGGGGAGGUCAAGAAAUGGAACCACCUAAUCCUGUUCAGUUAAUUUUAGGUUGUAAAGAGUGGAUGGAUGUGUUGCGAAAACUUGCUACACUCUUGAACUCUUACAAUUCAGAUGAAAUGCGAAAAUUGAGUUUAGAUUUACUUGCUCAAAUGGCAAUCUUAAUUCCUAAUGAAGUCACACAAGUUGUAGGUCCACUUCUCCUUCAUUGCCACUCAGCAGUGCAAGAAAAUCACAAUCCUGUCCCAAUGGGGCCCUUUUUUCCUCGAAGUGGUGGCAAACAGGCAACGUUAGUAAUGAAGGCAUCCUCUAGACCAGUGAGGCCAAUGGUGCAGAUGUCUGUGCCACAUAACCAGCUGGAACCGGCAAGGGGAGUGGACCCGGUCUAUGACCAAGCCUUAGAGGACUAUUUUGGACCAUAUCACAAUUUUCUUGACACGUUGUGUCGAAUAGCUAUAGCAACAGGCUAUAUGACUGAUCAACUAGUGGUUCUGAGUGCCAUGGUGGGUUUUGAAGCAGUUCCACUGCACUUCACUCGCUUUCCAAAAUUGUGGCUGGAUAUUUUCCAUUCUCAGCACAUAGAUAGAAAAUAUAUUGUAAAGCUUGUCAACUCCAAUUACUUUGUCGACUAUGUUGAAGCUGUACUUUUAGAUGAACGUAGCUCACUCAACAUCCCUGUUAUCUAUAACUUUUUAUCUACAUAUUUUCCCAAGGUUUGCAAGCAAGUGUUGACGGAUCAGACACUUCGAGUUCUUCAAAGCAUUCCAGGCCAGUUGUCGGAAUUGGUGGGCAAUAUGGAUGUUAUAUCUGAUGCAGCUAGAUUGAAUGGCGACCUUCGUGCAUUGUUGCUGGUGCAGCGAGCUGUUCCCCCACAACCAAAUGCAAGCACUUCUCAGGCGGUUCCCCUCUCUACAACGCUUUCUCUUUUGCUGAAGAAAAUUCUGACUGCAAGGAGCAAUCAUCUUUCUGAUGACAACAGGCCUUCGGAUCCUCCACCUAAAAGAAGAAAGAUCAGCAGUGGAGAAGAGCCAUCUGCAAAAUUGGAGGGUUCCCAAAAUGAUGUUGGUGCAGAAUCUGCGCCCGAUAAGGAACUAACAACAAGCUGUCAAAAUGACUGCAGCAGCAACAGCGACAAAGAGUCCACAGAGCCGGUAGACAAAGGAAAGGCUGUCUCGGGGGACAAACAGAUCGCUGGCACCACCGCCAAGGACAGCGACGGCCUUAGCGGCCCUGCAAGCAACGCCGAGGAGAACGGCGGCUCGGGCGGCACUCUCGCCAAAGAGAGCGUCACACCGAGCGACAAAGCGAACGCCGGAGCCACGGACAAGGAGAACGCCGGAGCCGGCCCGAGCGAGAAAGAGAAAGAGAACGAAAACGCAGCAAGAGGAGCCAGCCCUGUCGCGGGCGCCACCGCCAGUAGCCCCGUCGGCCCUUCCGCUGGCUCUACUAGUGGCUCCUCCGUUGGUCUCACAACUGGCUGCAACGUUGCCACGAACGUCAGUAGCUGUGGUCCCAGUUGUAAUGCCGGUAACGGUCCUAACGGCUCCUGCAGUGGACCUAACAGCGGUCCUGUCGGUGGUCCAUGCAAUGGCCUGGAAGGGUUGAAGGACAAGUCACCAUUGUUUUGGCUGGAUCAACUUGAAAAGACUGUGCGGGAUAUUCUAGACAUGUUGGAAGUAAAAAGUUGAGUCUUGUCUUGUACGAAAGUUGCUGGUCUUUAGAGGCUUCUAUGUGUUCUAUAAUUUAACAAACACCGAUAGCUAAUACUGGUGUGAAACAAGGAAAGACCUUUAAGUCACUGUGAGUGUUUUGUUUUAAUUGUCAUUUUCAUUACCAUUCUAGUUAUUGUUGCUCGUUAAAUUUGUUUCAAUCCUUUGUUCAUAAUUUGUAACUUGCUGUUCUCAUACAAACUAUAUUUGUGUCUGCUUUGUAAAUAGCCCUCUGUAAGAAAGAACACAAUGUAAAAAAGGGUCACUAGGAAAGUUGUGAUGUAACUGUUAGUUUAGUGCAGUUCAGAGUAAGUGGUUUUCAUUUGUUAAAGAGAUUUUGUAGAACAUAAAGAGUAAAUGAGUUUUGAUGUUUAUGUCUCAAGCCUCAGUUUAUAUUGUUUCCUUUCAAAGCAAUUACUGAGGCUUGGGUACUUUCUUGCUGUGACAUAUUAUCCCAUGUUCUUAAAAGAAAACCGCUAGGUGCUUGCAUUACUGGAGGAUUUCUUAAAUGUUCCUCAAUGUGUUGUUGGAAAAACUAAGGUGACAUUUGUGUGUAAUUGAAUAACUUGUUAUUUGUCUUUACAAGAAUCUAACUUCUAUAUUUUGAUGUUGGUUUCUCACAUCUAUCAAACCAAAGAACUUGGAAAGUGCUAAAACGUUGUUGUUUUUUGUUUUUCUUUCCUGCUGUCAGUCUGAACAAGUGUGCUCACCAGACUUUCCAGGGUCCCAUCUUGUAUUUGUGGCAGUAUUUCUGCCGAGAUUCAACUUGUGACAAGUUUACUGAGUUUUUGCUUCAAGCAUAGGAAACACCAUGCACCUUAUUUUUCUCUUUUGUUGUAUCUUCGUGUGUGUGUAUGUUUAUAAAAUGAACUCUCUCAUUGGGAUACUUCUGUACUCAUGUUGUGAAUUUCUCUUGUGGUGAUGCUCAAAUGUUGUCAUUUCAUGAAGUGUUCAAAGAUCCAAUGAGAAGUGCAUUUAGUGCAUCUCUAGCAUUCAUUGACACUCUGUUUCCUUGUCUUGUUGUUGUGUUUUUAAUUGUGAUCUGAAACAUUGAUUCUGUUUUAACUUGUAAACGGCAAUUUUCAUCCCCUUCUGAAUCAAGUUUGGCUUUGUGUAUUUCUGUCUUAGUUGCCUUAUAUUUAAAAAGAGAAUGGUAGCACUUUCAUUAAAAAGGCUUGUGAAAUGAGGCUGAAACUGAACCAAGCCUACCUAGUUUGCCUCUCUUGUGGAAAUGUUAUGAUGCAUCUUAAGUGUAAGGUAAUUUCUGCGUUUACUACAAAUUUUACAUCUUCAUUAUGCCUUGAGGGGCUUAUCAAAUUCAUAAUUAUGAUAUCUAACUUACCUCUAAUAUUGUUUGUUCAGUGGACUUAAAGUCAAGUGUUUGUGAUUGAAUUUAGAGUUUGCUGCAGAUUGUGUAUACAGCAUACCUGGUUUCUAUCUAUAUUUAAUUUAAUAUUGUAUAUUGGAAAACAAAACAUUACCUGGUGUCCUGUAUAAACCAUCUACAGACCUCUGUGAUGAAUUUCAAAGUCUAUUUUAUUGGAUUAGUUUUAUAAAAUUGUGUACAUAUCAUUUAACUUGGGAAAAAACUUGGAAUGUUAACUUGUUUGUAUUCUUUACGUUUGCAUGUAUGAAUGGCAAGCAUAACUUGUUAAACAUAGGUAGACCUUCUUUUCUUUGGUGCUUUGUAGUAUGUAGGUGGACACAUGAACUUUGUCCCACAAUUAUCUUGUCUCUCAAACUUCUCAUAUCACAAAUCAAGUUAGAGUGAGGGAAGAAUUUAUUAUUUUCAGUGACAUAAAGUUGACAUGGGGUUUAAAUGUGGUUCUUCGUGACGCGAGUGUGUUUCUUGCCACUUUAAACUGAAUUGAGUACUAACUUUGGUUUUACUAUGGUUUCUUUUUUUUAGUACUUGCCAUGGGUUUGCCAUGGUUUAUCCUUCUUUUAAAAUAGUAAUUAUGGAUUUUUGACUGCUUUGGUCCAAGCGCUUGUUUCUCAUUACUAAUGAGACUGUUGCAUCCUGAUAUGAAGUGUCUACUUGGUGCUGAUUCAGAUUUCCUUGUCAUGGUUUAACUUAAUAGGCAACAUUUUAUCUUUGAAUCUUCACCUCGUCAUUCAUUAUCAUUCAUACAUUGUACUUGUACAGCCUUAUUCCAAUGAAGCAACUUUGGUGGUUUCCAACUUACUUUUAAAACUUGUAAUUUCUUGAUUUUCAAAUUUCACUGUAGAUUAGGGGUUGCAUCUUACGUGCCAAAUCUCAAUUACUGUGGAGUCUCAGAUUUCAGAUGUGCAUACAUAGGUUGCCGAAUAAGUACAUUUCUGUAACCUGCAUUCAAACUAACUUUGAGCAUCCAUUUAUUGUGAUUUCAUUAACAUUUUUAUUUCCUGUGAUUCUCUAGUUUCCUAUCCAAUAGUUUAUUCUGAAAAAGGUGAAGCCUUGGCGAUAAAAGAAGGACUUCUUACUUAGUUAUUUUUCUCUUUGUGUGUCUACCAUCUAUACUAUAUGUCUGAAAGUAAAUCUAACCUAUGACACACUAAAGUUCCCUUCUCUUUAUUGAUGAUUGGCUGAUAUGUGUGGGUUGUGAUGAGGAACAUGCCUGUCGAUGUUUUGAGGUUCUGAGAUUUUGUAUGUCAGGCUUCAUCUCAUAUUAUGUUUAUGUGUAUAUGUAUCACAUUAAAUUAUACUGUUAUAAAUUAUGCUUGGCUUCAAUUACGUGUAUGUGCCAUGGUAUCUGAACUAUUGGGGCCACACAUGUGUGCAUUCCAAACUUUUUCUAUUAUUGUCCUUUUGAAUAGUGGUAGUAAAUUCUUUUUUUUUUUUGUGUGUUUUGUAUGUGUAAAUAGAUGAUUAUUCUUAACUGUAUUGCAUUUCCCCAUUUGAUAUGUCCCUCUGUGAUACCCUGCCUAAAUCGAAAUGGUGGAUUGGAAUUAAUUAGAUUUUGUAAAGUAGAUUUUGUGUUAAUAAACCUCGUUUUACAAUUAACGUAACUACAUUAAAUAGGGAAGGACGCAUCUUAGUAGUGUCAGAAAAUCAAUUAUAAUAGGUUAAUAGUGUCAAUUUGCUGUAAUGUGUGCAUUUAAACUGAAAAGCUAUUGUAAAUAUGAUAAAAUGGGAUCUCAAAGUGUCCCAAAUAAAGAAGCUUUUUCUUUAA